Fusarium odoratissimum NRRL 54006 is the source of this 945-nucleotide messenger RNA. RefSeq lists its product as uncharacterized. NCBI's taxonomy places the organism in Eukaryota, Fungi, Ascomycota, Sordariomycetes, Hypocreales, Nectriaceae. The record is from RefSeq and is a predicted model, not a curated record. The coding region runs from base 270 to 755 and encodes 161 amino acids. The transcript is spliced from 2 exons.
AUUGACGUCACGGUAAUAAAGCAGGUUUGAAGUUUUGGCGAUCAUAGUUGGGAAUGGCAUCACUGGUAGGGAUGGGAAAUAAUAGAAAUAGAGGCCAAGAGACGCCUAGAUUCUUGUGAAAAGCUUCUUUUUUCAUUCUCCAGAUAAUACACUUCUUCACUUCCACUACACUGAUCACUUACACGAUAUCCACUACCACUUACACGGUAUCAACUUACACUUAUACUACACUACACUACACUUAUAAAUCAUCACUAUAAAUCAUCAUCAUGGGUCUCUUUGGUCGUCGUGAACCCUCCCCAGAGCCAAUCCGCGAGGAACCCCCCCGCAAGCACGGCCUCUUCUCCUCCUCGUCCCGCCACGAGCCCACCUCCGCACGAACAUCCACAUCCUCCCACCACCGCCACUCCCGCGGUUCAGCCUCAUCCUACGACCGUCGACACUCCCGCUCAUCAUCCCGCUCCCCGUCUCGUCGUAACUCUAACGGCGGCUUCUUGUCUCGUCUAGGCGGAAAUCGCAACGAGCAUGACCCUGCUGUUCUGGAGGCAAGAGCGCGAGUCCAGGAUGCAGAGAGGGCGGAACGUGAGGCUGAUCGUGCGCUGGAGGAGGCCAGACUUAGUGUGAGGGAGGCUAGGGAGCAUGUUAAGCGCUUGGAGGUUGAGGCGAAGGAGGAUUCGAGGAGGGCUAAGGUUAAGCAGACUCAGGCUAAGGAGAUGUCGAAGAUGGGACGUUCUCUUGGACGCCACGGAUACUAAACAUCCACCAAAGCAACAGAGCACUGGAGUUUUUGGAGUGUAUGAGUAAUCUUGUUCUGUAUUAUGACUGUAUGAGAAGAAAAGACAAGUACACGAUGGAGCUGCCAAGGAGUUACGAAAUAGCGUUCUAGUUUGAGCAAAUCACUUUUCAAUACCAUAUGUGCCCCUUAAAAACAUCAAAGAUUCAUGC